AUGCCUCGAUAUGUAAAGUUCUUGAAGGACCUCUUGACCAACAAGAGGAAGAUGGAAGAGAGUGUAGCUGUGGUCAUGAAAGGUAGUUGUUCGGCAAUGCUUAGGAAAAAUUUGCCAAACAAAAUGAAAGAUCCUAGAAGCUUCAUCAUAUCAUGUGCAAUCGGAGGUUUGGAGGAAGACAAAGCUUUGGCCGUUUCGGAAGGUAGUAUUAAUGUCAUGUUGUACACAUUAUUUCAGAUAUUGGGGUUGGGAGAGCCAAGACCUACCCGCAUGACCUUGCAGCUGGCUGAUCAUUCUGUUCAUCAUCCUAGAGGUAUAAUUGAAGAUGUUUUAGUGAAGGUUGACAAGUAUAAUUUUCCUGCAAAUUUUGUUGUGCUAGAUGUUGAUGAAGAUGCGGAGGUUCCAUUAAUUAUGGGAAGACCUUUCUUAUGA
Molecule: messenger RNA, 432 nt
Organism: Dioscorea cayenensis subsp. rotundata (Guinea yam)
Lineage: Eukaryota; Viridiplantae; Streptophyta; Magnoliopsida; Dioscoreales; Dioscoreaceae
Exons: 1
Coding region: 1-432 (143 amino acids)
Source: RefSeq, a predicted model, not a curated record